Messenger RNA from Dreissena polymorpha, 4551 nucleotides. RefSeq lists its product as uncharacterized. Lineage: Eukaryota; Metazoa; Mollusca; Bivalvia; Myida; Dreissenidae. The record is from RefSeq and is a predicted model, not a curated record. The transcript is spliced from 4 exons. Bases 234 to 1652 code for a protein of 472 amino acids.
CUUGUUCAAGAUGACAACCAUUUAAAGAAUAGAUAGAUCAUUUAACCAUACAUGGUCUUUGUAACACGAGGUUAUUACAUCAUGGAUAUUUCCAUGGCUACUUAAUUUUACAUGAGCCAGACUUGGGUCUCAACUAAACGCAACGAUAAAGAUAACGUUGAAAAACGAACAAAAUAUUCACAAAAAAGGAACACGCAGACGGCAAUCGCGAUAACAUAGCGUUCACAUUACAAAUGGCAGAAAGAGGCAUCAGAUGUAAGGAGUUAGAUACUGGAUGUAUCAUCCUGUACAGUCGCCAAUCUCAGAAUCAUGUUGAAAGUUUGUCCGUGGAGAUCUGCAGUAUAAUGACGCGGCUGGGGUAUGGCGAGGACAUCAGACGGCUUCGGGUUGAAAUGUUUAGGGAGAAUGACAGACUUGUAAAUGCACUACAAAGUAACCUUACACGAAUAACAGCUGGCAGCAAGGCAGAGGGGCUUACCUGCUUUUUAGAAAGUGACAUGGAUACUCUAUACGUUCUGAACGGUUUCCUCUGUGUGGAAGCUGGAUUCAAUCUGCAAACCAUACCAGACGACAUAGACGUAUUUAGGAUGGAUACACGCGUACAUGUAUAUCCAGGGCACUGUAGAUUGUUACAGGAGAGACUAACGCAUAGAGGUAUUGAUGUAAUUCAAAAUGCUCUCUGUGUAAAUGGUUACGGGGACGUUCUUUUAAGUAGUAGUUUGUUUUUAGACGAAUGGUUGACAUUUUCACGUUCACUUGCAAAACCAAGACGCGUGCAACAUGAACUCGCGGGACCAUCGAUACCGUCGUGCAGGGAAGGGGUUUUUGAAACGGAUAUGGUAUUCUCACUCCGGUGUCACUGCCCCAACAUCCUAAAAAGAUGGGCUGCCAGACCCCGAUAUUGGCCGCCGCCAGUCAUAGUUCAGAAAGUCGUAUCAUUAGGCGCCUACCUAACACCGGUAGGGUUUAAGGGAAGUGAGAACAGGAACAUAGAAUGGAGGAUUUGUUUCAACACCGGUGAGACAGAACUUGUGAACAAUCUUAAUGGUACGCAAGUGAAAGUAUAUGUUAUGCUAAAAAUGAUCCUGAAAAACAUACUGAAGCCAAUUAAAAAAGAAAUAACAUCUUACGUGAUAAAAAACAUCGUAUUAUGGCAGGCUGAAAGCAACCAUCAUUCAAUGUUUCAAGAACGCAGUUUUUUUCACUGGCUGCAUGACGGACUAAGACAGCUUAGAACUGCUAUUGAGAAACAACACUUGCCAUAUUACAUCAUUCCAAAUAGAAAUUUAAUGGAAGCUUGUGGAUUACAUAAAAACCAGCAGCGCAAAUGGAUAGAAGAUAUCACGAACAUGAUGGCGGAAGGACCGAGGGUAAUACUUAGAUUGGAGAAGAUACGAAUGGCCAUUGUCGCGUCCCCAGAGCCGAUGGUGUGGUUCAGCACGAGAAGGACUGAGCUUGAGAUUCUUUUCUUGGUGAGGUUGAACAGAGUGGCGCAAUGUAUGGAUGAGAACGGGAAAGUGGAUGAGUCAGAUUGCAUCUUGAAGGCGAUGAUGCGACGAAAAAUAGAGAUAGCGAUAGAGUUGGAACAACGAAUGUCUAUGGAGGGCAGGUCUGGAAAUCAUAUGCCUUUAUUCAAAAGAAUACUAAUGUGAAAAUGAAUUAAGCUACUUAUUGUCCAUGCGUAUCAGUGACAUAUUUACGAUAAUAUACUGGCUUUUGCAAACUUUUAAAGAUAACAUAUGCGUUUUGCAAAUUAAUUAAUAUGAAAAUAAUGCAGUUGUUGACGGUUAUCAUUGAAACGUAUGUAUUUCAAUUUUAAAGAUAUUCAAAUGUUGCUAGUAAAAUAUGAUCGUUACUGCAUUCAACGAAAAUGAUGUAUCGUUUAAUAUAAAAAAUUGUGUAAAUCCCCAAAUAAUCCGAUAAGAAACCUUAAAGUGUUCAAUCACAUUUGCCAAUUAAAACGUGCAUCCUGUAUAUUUUAGCACAACAAUUGUUACAUUAUUUUUACCAAAGAAGUCGUAAUAUUUACUGAAAUACAUUUUUAAGAUGGGUAUGUAUCUCUUAAGAUUGACAAAAUUUUGGGUCAGACCAACUGAUGCAAUUAUUGUUGGCUUUAAACACCAUACUUAAAAUAGGCAUUAUAUUAGUCUUUAUAACCACUUUCCUUUUACAUGCAACACUUUCGCUUUAGUAAUAAACUUUGACAGCAUGGCACAAGGCCCUAAGACGCCCAACCCACGGAGCUUAACUGUUUUGAGCACAUAGCGACCACAUGGGUUCACCAAAAACGGAUAAGAAAAACUUUCCCAAAAUCUCGAUGCCGUGUAUUUGAACAAACCACAAUCAUUUUCGAACUCAAUCCAUAUAGCUUAACACCACACCGUGUUUCAUGUUUUAAGCAAGUUUCAUGAUUAAUGGGUAAAAACUUGGACAUCUAUAGUGUUCAAAUGAUUUAACUUAAUCAACAUUAGGAAAAAUCUCACCCACAUAGAAUUUAAAGAAGUGAAGCCAUGAUUAGCUAUUGACAAGAACCAGAAAUGAUACAAAGGACUAUUCAUAAGAACAUAUAUUCUGAGCAAUGUGCACAUAAAUGUGACUUCUUGAGUGUGCUUUUCCCUAAAUUUACUUGUGACUUAGUGUUUUAACUGUUUUGACCAUGCAUGACGAAUAUUCAAACAUGGCGAUAGUGUGUGUCCAUAAGUGUUCAAAAUUAUUUCCUUUUAUUUGACCUAGUCAUUGACCUCAUCUUACCAAUUUUGAACACGUUGUACUCAGGUUAUAUAACAAUAUUUUUUUAUACUUAUGCCAUAACAGAACCUAUUUUAAAACAUAAGCAUGCAAUACAUUAAAAAGCAAAGCAUCGCAAUGAAAAACAUACAGAAUUGAUAUUUCAAUUUAUUGAAACAUGUAGUAAUAAAUAUGCGUUACUUGAGCGAAUACAACCAACACGAUGGACAAGGACAUAUUAAUUUUGCUGUUUUGAUUGUUGUCGUCAUAAUGCACAUUAUACUAAAACAAAUUUUGUAAAUGUACCUUUUGACAUUUUUAAGGUGUAUUCUGGAUAAGGGUUUGAUAAUUCUUUUGAAAUUUAAACCAUCUUUAUAUUAUAUUCACACUUUUGUCAUUCUUUCGAAUUUUAAUCAAAACGUAAGUUAUGAUGCAGAAUUUUGAAUUGUAUAGCAUUUUUUAAAUAUUUUUGCGUUAUCGUUUGAAUAAGUUAUUCUUGAAUCCGAACCUUUCCUUAAAAAUCUAUUGUUUCAACAUUGUUUGGAGUUUAAUGUAGAGAACUUCCCGUUUACAUUUUUUUCAUAUAACUUCAACUCCACUUAUUUUGCAAGCAAAAUCGAAUUCAUCAUGUGGUUUUCCCGUUCAUGUAUAUUGGUCAUUCUGCAUUUUAUUAAGAUCUAUUUAAUAUGUGAAAUCAUGUACAUGUAUAAAAAAUAUGUUACGCUUAAUCUCAAACUGUACAAAACUGUUAAUCUCAAACUGUACACAUAUUAAUUAAGUGUUAUAUACAUUGACAGACGUCGAAACAAUUAUCAUGUGUAGAUUAAUAUAAAUGUGCAUUUGUUUAAUAUAGUUUGCCAUAUAUUAUGCAGUGAGGCUUUUGUUUCUAAAACAUACCUAUUUGCAUACCUUUAUAAUAUAUCAAUAUGUAGGUCAAUUGAAAAACAAUGAUUUGUCCUUUUUAUAAAGCAAUAUAUUACCUUGGUUACUUGAUAAUCUUUAAUCACUUCACUACUUGAGUGUCGUUACAUCUAACAAACUGAUAAAACGAUGAUUUACCUUGAGCUUCUUUUUCACCUUGUGUUGUUUUGUAAAUGUAGGUUGCUGUCAGGUUCUAUGGUAAACGUCACAGUUUAUGAUCCUCACUCGCUUAUGUCCUAUCAUGAGUACACAUUUCGGGAAACGUGUCUGCGUUACAUGUACGUGACGUUUGUCUGUUAAGUUAUCGUGUGGUUUAGCCCAUUACUGCUCAUUUCAGUACAAAAGUACGCCCUCAUUUUGCAAACAUUAUGGACAUAAGUUAGAUUAUAUGCUUAAUUCCACAUGCAUAAUUUCACAUACUUUAUUCAACGUGUUUAAUUCAAAGAUUCAUAUACACAGUUAUAAAAGUAUUGAUUCUCACAUCUGUAUAUAAUUUUACUAGUAUGGUUCUGGGUUUGUGAUCUAUAUGUAUAAUUGUUCUUAUGCUAUAUGCUGAUGAAAUCACACCAAAAACAAUACAACUUUCAAAAUAAGGUCACAGAGUGUGUUCAUAAAAAAACGAUACCCAAUAUUAUGGCCUGAUAACUGUUGCACGCUUUAAACUCGUACAAUAAAUGCUUGUGCUCAUGCAUAAAAUAUAUAGUAACAUAAAUGAGUAAUGUAUAAUAUAUGUUAAUACAUUAAAGAAGUUUUAUUCAUGUCUGUUGAUUUUCAUUCUUUAAUAACGAUUUCAUUGUAUAUACUGCUAUGUUGUUAGACUCAUAGCUUUUUAGAAAAGAAUAUGCAUACUCAUUUUUGAAGAUACUUUUUACUGUUGUAGAGUCUGAAUAAACUUUGCAUGUU